This is a messenger RNA of Caenorhabditis elegans, 1567 nucleotides long. RefSeq names its product MeDiaTor (gene mdt-27). The record is from RefSeq and is marked reviewed. Gene Ontology annotation, cellular component: nucleus; mediator complex. The transcript has 8 exons. Bases 4 to 1326 code for a protein of 440 amino acids. Lineage: Eukaryota; Metazoa; Nematoda; Chromadorea; Rhabditida; Rhabditidae.
AUAAUGGGAGACAAUACAAUCCGGAUAAAAAGCGAAAAUUCGUUCGGAAAUACGGCUGCAAAUGGAAGAUUCCCAGAUACUCCUUUUGGACGAAGGCCGCCCCUUGUUAGCAAAAUAGACGGUCGAGCCCGGAUUUUGAGACCACUUCGUCCGGCAGCCAUGCAAUCCAAUCAGCAACCGACCACAUCUGCAAAUGCUUCAGGACCAUCGGGAGCACGUAUCUCUUCGGGUAAUAUUCCUCACUCUCAAUCGAUGCCUGUUCUUCAAUCUGGAAACACUGCUAACCGACCUUCAACUGCAGGGAAUCCGGCAGCUGGACGACCGAUUUUAACACUUCCAUCAAAUACAACGGAGAAGCACGUAAUUGCGUUAAAUCAAUGGGCAGAAGUGAUGAAGAGUAAAUUGGAGAAAAUGCGUCAAAAGUCGAAAAAAGCAUUAGACGAAUCGAUGAAAGAGCAUUCGACAAUGGAAGAUUUAUCAAGAGCAAGAGAAGCAUUAUCAGAAAUGGGAAAUAUGUAUUAUGAAUUGAAUAGAGCAGCAGCACUCAAAUGUCGAUAUAAUGCUGUAUUUGACAAAAGGCCUCUAUAUAAAGCUGUUGAAUCAUCAAUACAAGAUCUCAGACAGAAAGAUGAAAGUGCUUAUCAAUUAUUCUACAAAUUACAAGAGGCAAUGGACGAGAGGACAGUUAUUGAGAAAAACAUUAUCGCUGUGUCAGAAACAUUUCGUCAAAACGCUGUUCAUGCUCCGAGAGUCUCAAGAUUAUCUGUCCCACCACCUUUGAAAUUCUCGAAACACGUUGAAGAUGCGAAUAAAGGAGUUUUCUUAGCAAUGGAUGCUGUUAUGAAUAAAACGAGGGGUGAUUUGACAUGGAGAUUCAAAAGAAUCAGUCAUCCAUGUUUUAGGAAUUCAAAAAGUCUCAUUGAAGUUCACUACUGUGCUCGGCGCCCAAAUAGUGAAAAAGAAUUCGUUCCGUGUAUGAAAGCUGUUAUUGUACUCAAAUAUGGAAUUCUCGAAGAUAUGAUUAUUGGAGGCGAAGAUGAAGAUUUAUACAAUCAAGAACAAAUUCUACAUUCGAAACGGAAAGUCUACAGAGAAUUCACAAAAUCGGCCAAAGAGAUUAUACUUUGCUCGCCAGUUACAAAGUUUACUGCACCCACAAACUUCGCCCAAUGCAACAAUUACAUUCAGUCUUAUGUGAACUGUUUCUCAACUAAAUGCUAUUAUUGCAAAAAGCAUCUGCGACAGUUUAUGCCUCCAACCGUUGUCACGAGAGAAUCGUCUCCAAUCAUUUGCCAUAAAUUAUGUUUGAUGUCACAGGUCCCUUAGCUUUUUUUGUUGAAAAUAUUAAUUUAUUUCCAUAGUUCAGUACACUUGUUAGAUUCUUUUUGCUCCAUGCGUGUCGCUUUAACUUGUUUCAUUUCUACGGCCCCACUGUUUCCACUUUCUUGAAUUUUUCCCCACUUUUACGAGAGUAUUCCUAGUUUUUUUUGUCUCUUGCCAGAUCUUCACCAUCAUCACCUUGUCUCUUUCAAUGCUUUUUGAUGUGUUCAAUAAAAUCAUACAGACC